Molecule: messenger RNA, 4656 nt
Organism: Arachis duranensis
Lineage: Eukaryota; Viridiplantae; Streptophyta; Magnoliopsida; Fabales; Fabaceae
Exons: 5
Coding region: 3887-4534 (215 amino acids)
Molecular function (GO): protein binding
Source: RefSeq, a predicted model, not a curated record
UUGGUUCUGUCAACUUUGUUAACAAUACUAAACAGUGGAAAGCCCAUACGAAAAACAAAAAAAGCCCAUUUUUGUGACAAAAUUACCCAUUUGUCAUAACAGUAAAUAUUUAAAAUUUAUGUAUAUUAUUAGCAUUGAAGUAAUCCUUCAUUAUUGCUUCAGAGGAUGUUUAUCGCUAUAAUCAACAAUGACAUGUGUCACUUCUCUAUUCGCUGGUCAACCACUAGGCACCUUUAGACACCACAUCCAUAGCUACCAGAGAACUGACCUAUAUAUAUAUACACAUAAGUAUUAUUGUCUUUCCAUAUAAAUAAAAAUUAUUCUCUCCUCCUGCUCCUGAUCACUAUCAGUCACCACCGCCGUCCGCCAUCUCCUACCCCCUCACCGCUGGCAAUGCCAAGCUCCCACCCUCUCCUCGCGUGCCUGAGUCUCAUCGGUCAUCCUGUGGAGAAGAAGCAGAAGAUCAUCGUCGCGCCUAGCCAGUCGAAGAGAAUAUCGCUGUCGUUGCCUGACCCACCCGAGGAGAACAUCAUCGUCGCCUCCUGACCCAUCCGAGGCAGCAGCAUCGCUUUAGAGCCUCUGAGCGUCUCUGCAUCUUUGCCUCUAUGCCUCGUCACCGAUCUUCGUCGUCCGCUCAGCUGCUCUUCCUCCCGGACCAUUUUUCUUGAUCAACACAAUGUUCUGAAAAUUAAAGGGGAUCGGCCAGCCGAACGAUUUAACCGCGAACCGACAAUAAUAAUAGUUUGGUUAAAUAAGUGAAACCGUUGUAUAAAAAACCGGUGAAAAAUCGUUGAAGCAGACAAGAAUCAGUCGGUUGGACCGAACCGAAACCUGCCCGGUUUACACAAAAACGGAAGCAGCUUCGUUUCUUUCUCCCUUUCCCCCUUUCUUUCUUUCGUUCAGAAAGAAAUCAAGCAACCCCAGCCAAAAAACCCUAGCACUGUAAGCCUACACCACCGCCGCAAGGAGUGGCAUACUGCCGCGUCCGUCGCACUCAAAGUUCGCCAUCCGUCCGUCUAUCUAGCUUCCCUCGUGAUCCAAGUCUUCAACUCCUGUUCGCUGUCACCGAUCACGGCUGCUUCCUCGAGCUCGGCGUCCGUCGUUUUUGUCUGCUUAGCCGCGCUUCCGUCGCCGUUUGUUUGCCGUUCACGUUCGCGUCUCCGUUCGUGUUCUUCGCCGUUCACUGUUCGCGUUCACUCGCUGUUCACCGUUCGAGUUUGCAUUCGUGUUCGUCUGGAAGCCACGUUAAUCUGCUUCAAACACUGCGACCAACCCGCGCGCUCUACCUAGCCGUCGAACUGCUCUCUUUUGUCGCAGCCAUGCAACAUUGUUCGGUGGGAGAAAGAUUAAACUGUUUGAAGUAUCAAAGGAGGACAACCAAGAAGUUGAAAGACAGAAAAGGUGUUUUCAGACUUCUCUAAGACUAUUAUCACCAGAAUUCUUCCUACAAGGUCUCUUUGUUUUUGAGAAGAAUGUCAGAGGAAGAAGGUAGUGGUUUUCAUAUAUGACUAGUAUGACGCUGACUUAAAAGAUGUUUGGGUUCGGAAUUGGAAAAGUUUCAAGGGUUAUGUGAAAUAGAUUUUAAGUGGUUUGUUAAGUUUGUAUGAACAGAUGGAGAUUUUUCAUGGAGAUAUAAGUUGAGAAAGUAGGUAUAAGUUUGUAAAAUGUGGUGAUAGAGUGCUGCUUACAGGAGUGGAGGAAAAUUUUUUCUUUGAUUUCCCGAAGUACAAAAAUGUUGUCAUUAAGAAGGAGAUGGUUUGGUUACGUAAAGUUAUUACGUUCAUCAAAUCUUUAAUUUAAACGUGUAUAUUAACUUACCACUCUAAAAAAUUGAAGAACAUUUUACAUUCUGUUGGAGGUUUCCCAAGAUUUGAUGAACGUAAUAACUUUACGUAACCAAACCAUCUCCUUCAAUGAUAAUAUUUUUGUGCUUAGUAGAAUCAGAGAAAAAAUUUUCCUCCACUCCUGUAAUCAGUAUUCUAUCACCACAUUUUACAUACUUAUACCUAUUUUCUCAGCUUAUAUCUCCAUAAUACAUCUCUAUCUGCGCAUACAAACUUGACAAACUACUUAAAAUGUGUUUCAUAUAAACUUUGAAAUUUUUUCAAUCUCGAACUCAAACAUAAGUCAGCAUCAUAAUGGUUAUAUAUGAAAACCACUACUUCCUCCUUUCCAACAUUCUUCUCAAAAAUAAAGAGGCCUUGUAAGAAAAAUUCUGGUGACAGUCUUAGAGGAGUCUGAAAACACCUUCUCUGUUGAACAUACGCCAAGAUUGCUGCUUUUCUUGAAUAUCUUGAAACUUCCGUUGAGGUAUUGCUCUCCUCCACCGCUUCAAAGCAAUAAAAAGUCAAUACUAGAAUUAAUCACUGCAGCUAUAUGUACUAUAAGAAAGUCAAAGUUAGGUUCUCAACAUCUCUAGUUUCUCACCCAUCUUCUUUGAUUGGUGUGCUUUCAUCAAAUUGGUUAAAUUGGUCUGUUCAUAUUGCUUUUAUCGCAAACGGUGCCGCUUAAUGUAGGACCAUAACUUGAAUGAAUUAAAUUGGCUGAUUAGUUUCAUACCUAUACGGCUAUACCACAACCAUUAUUGGUGUCAAUGAUGGCUGGUCUGAGUGGUGACCAGAAUUUCAAAAUAUAAACUUUUAUUUUCUUAGUCAAUUAAUUUUGAGUCUAAAUAUUGAAUUAAAAAAAAAACUACGAUUUUACUAAAGAGAUGAGAGAAGAGAAUAGGGUACAGGCAUGGUAGUUGAGAGCUGAAGGAGACAAUGGUGGUGGUGAUAGAGCAGCGUGAUACUCUAGAUCGAAAUGCGAAUCCAUUCAACACUGCCGCUUUUGAUGGUUUUGAAACUGCGAGUGACACGGACCUUGGCAGUGAUGCUGAAGGCGAGCAUGGCAGAGCUAGCUGCUGUCAAGAACGAUCAACCGCUGCCGAAGUUGCAACACCAGCAUGCGGAGCUGGAGCAUGGAGCAUGGAGCAUGGUGUUCUCCGAGUAAUGAUCUCUCCAUCGAUGAGGAAUUGAAUCUGGUUGGGUUUCGAAAUUUCAUCUUUUGGGAAAUUUUUGCAUUUUUUCGACAACUUUCUCCUUUGAUCAUAAUUUUUUUAGUAAUGAUCAUUUUUUUUUAUUUUCAUUUUCUAGUGCUUUCAAUUGGUUUGUCAAAAUAAUUUAUAAUCAAACUUUUGACAGAAAGGAAACUAAGCAAUGUUUUAUAAACUGCACUAAAAAUUUGAAGCAGUGAAGUCUUGAUGUUGAUUGUGGCAUUUAAAACAUGCAUAUGCAUUUAAGUCCAAAAACACAAACACGAUGCUUUUUGAUGAUGAAGAGAAUGAUUGAAUGGUGAUGCCUUAUUUUGGAUACCUUGCCUCACUUUGGAUACCUUUUGGCUCAGAAUAAAGUUUUAUCUCAACAAUUAAAUGCAAUUACUCAAUACAUAGGAGGAAUGCAAGAAAAUUCCUAUGCUGUGAGUAAUGGACUAUCUCAAAGUGAAGGAAUGGAUUAUGGAUACUCCUCCAUAGAGCAAGUAAAUUACAUUGAUAAGCAUCACAAUGACCCCUUUUCCAAGACCUAUAAUUCUGAAUAGAGAAAUCAUCCAAAUUUUGGGUGAGAAAAUCAUAAUCAAAAACCCAAUAAUUUCAACAAUAACCAUCAACAGAACCAGUUCCAACCUCAACAUAAUACCUUCAACCCCCAUCAACAAAACAACCACCAACAACAAUCACCAUCCUUCACUCAACCAUCUCAAGACUCCCAAAGGCUUACCAACCUUGAACUUGCACUAGAAAAACUCUCCCAAAGCACACACACACACAACAUCAACAAAAUAACCUUGAAUUAGCCUUGGAAAAACUUUCACAAAAACCACCUCUUUCACCAGGAAUCAAGAAGCUUCAAUGAGAAAUUUGGAGAUACAAAUGGGCCAACUUGCUCAAAGAAUGGAAAAAUCCACAAAUUUUUUUUCCAGUGAUACAAUCCCAAACCCACAGGAAGAAUGCAAGGCUAUUUAUUUGAGAAAUGGAAAGGUAGUAAGAGAAGAGAAGGAAGAAACCAAGGAGUCCAGUGACAAACAAGGGAAAGAAGCAACAGAGGACAUCAUUCAGCAAGAGGAGCAUGUGACUCCCACCAUACUUUUUGUAGAUAGAAAGUAUGAGGAGGCAUUAUUCCAGUAUGAACUUGCCCUACAAGUUGCACUUAACAUGUCUUCAUCGGUGGAAGUACGUUUGAUCUGCCAUGCAAAUCGUGCUGCAUGCUAUCAGAAACUGGGAAAAUAUGACAGCACAGUUAAAGAAUGCACACAAGCAUUAGAACUGAACCCUGCAUACAUUAUUAAAGCAUUGGCAAGAAGAGGAGAAGCCCAUGACAAGCUUGAGCAUUUUGAAGAGGCCAUUGCUGAUAUGAAAAGGAUCUUAGAAAUUGAUCCGUCAAAUGAUCAAGCCAGGAAGGGUAUUUGCCGACUUGAGCCGCUUGCUGCAGAAAAGCGGGAAAAGAUGAAGGAAGAAAUGAUGGACAAGUUUUUUGUUGUCUUUAUCUUUGUUUUCUAAUUAUAUUUGUGCAGAAUAGUUCACGGGCAUGCUUUCCGUAAAUUACCUGUUAUUUGUUGUCCAAUAUGAUGCCCUUUUCUCUCUCUCUUUCUGCUAGAAAACUAACAUGCAAAUUCGCCUUG